AUGCCUCAUGCAAAAUUUGUGGUCCCAGCAAAUUUAACGCUUCGCCAAACACUGAAUUUGCUGUUUUCUAUCGUCGAAAGUCAAUUCAAGAAUUGCCAGGAUAGCAUUCGAGUAGCAGGAAGCGAUGUGUCCUUGCUGGAAAAGGUUCCGAAAGCGUUAUCCCAUGUUCGGUCUUAUCUGGAAGAGGGUCUGAACCAGAUAGAAAACAGUUAUAAAAUUCAAGAUAUAUUCUCGCUGAAGGACUCCGACGUGAUAGAUAUUGUGGGUGAUUUGCGGAUUCUGGACCACGACAUCAAAAAGAGUCGUGUAGUAGUAGAAGCUCGUCUCAAACCAGAUUCUAGUGCCAAAUUGUCCUCUGCAGCAAAUACUAGCGGCCAUUUCUCGCUGUCAAGUCUGCUCAAGAAGACAAGAAUCUCGACCCGUAAAGAGGAGUCGAGGCGGACCAAAGAGCUGCGAGAGACGCAAGAGGUUCAGAAACUCAAAAAGCUGAGACAUGAGGAGCAAGAUAGGAUUUUGAAGGAAAAGCAGCAUCAGGACAAAAUCUUGGAAGAGGAAAAGGCACGGAUGCUUGAGAUAACUGUAAAACGCCAGGUGGAGCAAGAAAUGGCAAGCCGAGCGAGUCGAGAAUCGAGUGGGGCUGUGCCAAAGGGGAAAAAAGCUCAUCAACAAUCAACUUUCGAAAAACCCAAAGCACCCUACGAACGGACUUCGAUGGAUGUAAGAAGGUCGCUGCGCCGAUCAGCAGAUGAAAUGCGGAGACGUAGUCUCGAUGGAGGUGCGAGAGCCAAAAACGCAGCAGUCGCUGCACACAGUCGCCAGGCUUCAGACACCAAUCUUGCCUAUGCAGGAAACGUUAGCCGUGCCGCGAACCUAGCCUGGUCUCAAAUGAAUCCACCCGCUGAGAAGACUAGAAAGUCAAUGAUCCUUUCAGAUACGGGAUCUUCUGUGACUCCUAAGCCGAGAUAUGAGUAUGUGCAACCUACGAUAAAGAGACCCACCAUAAAAAUACCAGGGAAGAGCAUCCCGCAUCGAAAGCAAGGCGUAGAGGACAGAAACGAGAGACCCCGGGCCCGUGAAAGAGAUACUAAGGUCCGUUCGCCAAGAUCGCCAAUGUCUCCUCCAUCCCGCUCUUUCUCGCCCGAUGUCAAGUCGCAACGCUCGGUGACACCGGAUGUUGAAUUGUCACCACAAGAGAAGAAAGUCAGCGACGUUAUGCGAACACUCGAAGGUGUGGAUGAGGAAGCCUGCCAGCACAUUGUAAACGAGAUACUGGUUUUGGGGGAGAAAGUCUACUGGGACGACAUUGUCGGUCUAAACAACGCGAAAAACUCCCUCAAAGAAACAGUAGUGUACCCUUUCUUAAGGCCGGACCUUUUCAAAGGGCUUCGAGAACCGGUUUCUGGUAUGCUGCUCUUUGGGCCUCCGGGAACAGGUAAGAGCAUGAUAGCGAAGGCAGUUGCCACGGAAUCACAGUCCACGUUUUUUAGCAUAAGCGCAUCGUCAUUGCUUUCGAAGUAUUUGGGAGAGUCUGAAAAACUGGUUCGAGCUCUGUUCUACUUGGCCAAGAGACUCUCGCCUUCGAUUAUUUUCAUCGAUGAGAUUGAUUCGUUGUUGACUUCGCGAUCAGAUAACGAGAACGAGUCGUCAAGAAGAAUCAAAACCGAGGUUUUGAUACAGUGGUCUUCGCUGUCAAAUACCACGGCCAGAGAAAGAGAGGAGGGACAUUUAGAAUGCGGUCGUGUCUUGGUCUUAGCAGCGACUAAUCUACCGUGGGCCAUCGACGAAGCAGCGCGCCGGCGGUUCACUAGAAGACUGCAUAUCCCGUUGCCAGAGCGUGAAACCAGAAUCGCACAUCUCAAAAAGCUUCUGACCUUCCAGAAAAAUACAUUGACAGAGCGAGAUUUUGAAAUCGUGGGUAAGCUUACAGAGGGAUACUCUGGAUCUGAUAUUACUGCAUUGGCGAAAGACGCUGCCAUGGAGCCUAUCAGAGAACUGGGCGACAAACUGAUAGACGUCGAUUUCAGCAAAAUUAGAGGCAUCAAUUUGCAGGAUUUCCAAAACGCUUUGCUGACUAUAAAAAAGAGCGUAUCACCAGAUUCCUUGUCGAGAUUCGAUGAGUGGGCUGCGAGUUUUGGAAGCCAUGGUGCUUAA
This is a messenger RNA of Lachancea meyersii CBS 8951, 2151 nucleotides long. The record is from the annotation of a GenBank genome assembly. Lineage: Eukaryota; Fungi; Ascomycota; Saccharomycetes; Saccharomycetales; Saccharomycetaceae.